Molecule: messenger RNA, 1089 nt
Organism: Striga asiatica
Lineage: Eukaryota; Viridiplantae; Streptophyta; Magnoliopsida; Lamiales; Orobanchaceae
Source: the annotation of a GenBank genome assembly
AUGGCUUCUUCUUCUUCUUUCUCAAUAAUAACCCGUUCGAUUGGUCGGAAAUGGUUUACCAGAUUAUCUAAUCAUCCGAUUGUAUGGAUGAUUGGAUCUUGUUCUUCUAGCGUUUGCCCGAAAGGUAUGAGCACGUUGUCCGAAAACCCAUCAUCCUCCUCCUCGUCAUCUCCUUGGCUUAUGCUGCCUCCGGCCUACGACGGCACCGCUUUCGAUCUGUUCCUCUAUAAUCCCAUCUCCGGUCGCCGGAUAAACCUCCCUUCGGUUCGCGAACUGCCCGAUCACAAUGGCACGACCGAAUUACACAAGGUCAUACUCUCGUGCUCCCCGGAAGACCCAAAUUGUCGAGCCAUCAUUCUCUACAACAGUGUAUGGGCUCUGGCUUUCUGCUGCCCUGCCUUCAGCAAGGAGUGGACCCACAUCGGCGAUCACCACUGGCUUGAUGAAAAGAUUCCGGGAAGGCCCUUUUCCCAGGCCUAUAUGAAUUGUGUCUACUCCAAAAGACACGAAGCAUUAUUUAGCCUCACGAAAAAAGGCGUGUUGGAAGCUUGGGAUAUCUGGGACCCUCACUCACCGAGGGCUGUGAAGAUAGCCGAUGUUGGUCAGAAGGGUACAGGCAUACGCUAUAAGAGAACAACAGAGGAAACAACAGAGGGAGAGGAAGAGGAUGAAAGGGAAAAGGAAACGCAGCACUUUUGGAUAACAUGUAAGCCAGUGAAUCAUUUGGAUGUCUACCAACGAGGCCUUCUGAGUGUGACCGUUGAUUUUUCUGUUGAUGUAUAUGACCCUGAGGAUAAGGAUUUUAAGUCCGCAGAGUCUUUAGGUGGCUGGGCUGUUUUUGUGGGCCACCACAGUGAUGCAGUCGCGUUGCGGGUGGGGGAAGAGUUCCCGGAGCUCAAACCCAAUUCCAUUUACUUUACAGAUGUUGUGGAUGGUUUUGAUAUGGAGGACCACCCGACUGGUGGCCAUGACAUUGGCAUUUUCGAUUACGAGAACAUGAUUGUGUCGUCAUGCUAUUAUCCGUGUCAUCUCAAGAAUAUGACAAAGACUUUCCCACCGCCUAUGUGGUUCUUCCCGAGUAGUGAUUGA